Molecule: messenger RNA, 3319 nt
Organism: Perca flavescens (yellow perch)
Lineage: Eukaryota; Metazoa; Chordata; Actinopteri; Perciformes; Percidae
Product: RNA polymerase II elongation factor ELL
Exons: 12
Coding region: 156-2021 (621 amino acids)
Biological process (GO): transcription elongation by RNA polymerase II; snRNA transcription by RNA polymerase II; positive regulation of transcription elongation by RNA polymerase II
Cellular component (GO): transcription elongation factor complex
Molecular function (GO): cis-regulatory region sequence-specific DNA binding
Source: RefSeq, a predicted model, not a curated record
GUAACGCGAUCUACUCCAGAAUAGCGCGCGGCGGAGGAGCAGUCACCACACUGAACCGUUUAGCCUCUCUCUCUGUAUCAUCUCGCCAAUGUUUGUUUGUUUAUGUGAGAUUUGUUCGGUCCGGAGCCAGCCUGGCGGGGGGGAUUUGCGGCAGGAUGUCGGCGCUGAAAGAGAACCACUGUUACGGACUGUCCAGCGGUAAACUGAACCGUGGCGGUAACAUCUCCGUUUUUCAUGUUAAACUCACUGACAGCGCGGCAAGAGCCAUUUGCUCCUUUCAAAACGUCAAGAGUUUGUCUUCCCGUCCUGCCAUCUGUUUUAAUGGAAACAAAGGGAAAAUCACCAUCCCUUGCUCAGAGAAUCAAGAUGAAUUGAGAGUAUUCACCUUUGGCGUGACUAACAUCGCCCGUGAUAAUCCAAAUGGAAGCUUUGACUGCGUCCAACAGCUCGGCACUGGUGCUGCCGAAGAGCUGUCAUGUCUCGGGGUGAUUCAGAAAAAGAUGACCGUCAACGCAACGGAUGACUCGUACGAUAAGGCUCGACAGAGCAUGGCCCAAGCUGAGGAGGAGACACGCAGCCGGGGGGCCAUUGUCAUCAAACAGGGGGGGCGCUUCCAGGUUGCAGGCAAGAAGGUAACGGUGCGAGCCCCGGCCUCUGCACUGGCCAGCCUGACCAAGCCCCGACAAUCUUCCCAGUCUCUCCUCAGCAACGUUAAGAGGCGUGUCCAAGUUGGCGUGUCCAAGCCCAAGAAGGGUGCCUGUGCUUUAAACAGGAAGAGCGCCGUGGGCGACAUGCAGGAGAGGCCGCUCAGGGAGAGAGUAACACAUCUGCUGGCUCUGAGGCCAUACAAGAGGCCUGAGCUCAUCCUGAGGCUGCAGAAAGAUGGACUGGCAGCAGGAGACAAAGACAUGCUGGACUCUGUACUGGUGGAGGUUGGCCAGCUCAAUAGUAGAGACAACACAUUUGUUCUAAAGGAUGGUCUGUAUAAGGAGCUGCACAAGGACUGGCCAGGCUACACCUCAGGGGACCAGCAGCUUCUGAAACGAAUCCUCGUCAGGAGACUGUUUCAGCCCCAACAGAACCUGCUCACCAUUCCAGAGGCCCAGGUCAGUCCACUGCGAGACACCCCAAACUCCUCCCCAGCGCACCGUCCAAAACCUUCCCUGCCAGAGGAAUACACUGACCCUUUGGCGAGUAAGAAGCCCAGGAUAUCCCGCUUGUCCGGCAAAGCAGCAAGUGACAUGUCAAGAGUGAGGCCGUCUGAACAAGCGGCUGAUAAAGACGUUACAGAAGCGACAGGGAAUGACGAGCAAAGAAACCACCUUGAUCCUCGGAAGCUUUUUGACAACUUGUCUGCAGUCUGUCAGCAGGAAGCAGAAGUGGCCAAGAGGCUAGGACAAACUCCCUGUGCUCAGGAGGAACAUAAAGUCACCGCAGACCCCCCGCAACCCAACUCUGAUCGCUCCCCGCCCCCUGUGAUAGUGCCUGAUGCGAACAGACACACAGUCAAAAGGAAGAAGAGCAAACACAAACACAGAGAUCAGGAGAAGGAUAGGUGGAGAGACAAGAAAGAACGGAGAAAAGAACGCAGUUCAGAGGAUCCAAACAGUGAAGUUUCGGCGGACUGCAUAGAGCCAAGUGAAAUUUUGUUUGACUCUAAUGUGCUUCAAGCGGACCAUGACACAGCAGACUAUCUACUGAAGUACACAGUGAUUUGCAGUCAGGACCAGAGACAGAGGUACAAGCAGGACUUUAACACAGAGUACAGCGAGUACAGAGAUUUACAUGCUCGUAUUGACGGAGUGACGCGGCAGUUCAUGGAGCUUGACACGCAGCUCAAACGGCUACACCACGAAUCUCAUAAAUACAAGACGGUUCGUAAUCAGAUUCUUCAAGAAUAUCGCAAAAUUAAAAAGUCUAACCCUAACUACAACCAGGACAAGACUCACUGUGAAUAUCUACACAACAAACUGGCCCACAUCAAGAAGCUUAUAUCAGCGUACGACCAACAACAGCUCUGACUGUGAGACAAGUGAACUUGAUGACAAUAAUCACCCUGAGGCAGGGGAGGUUCACGCUGCUGGAUGCCAUCAAGCUGGAAAUCUAUGGUCUUCAUGGCUAAACGACGUCUCACAAGACCUGCUGGAAAUGUGACAGAGGUUGGGAGUCUUUUGUGAAUAGCAGUCGUGGUACGCUGUGAAAAGCAAGGCCUAUAUUAUGAGAUAAUUUUUUACAAGAUGGGAAAUCUUCUUUGAACACCUGUCUCUAUUUCACAAGACAGGUGUGUAGGAGAGGGAUGGGUAGGUCAAAAGUUGCAAACAACCACUCACAUACUGACCUUCAUCAGGCUGACAAUAGAUGCCCAACACUGAAAUGUCACAAAUACAUUUGUUUUUGCAGGAUAGACUAGUAUGCUGGAGUUUGUUUGCCACUUUUGACCUACUCAUCAUCCCUCUCCUAUGUCUCAUGAAAUAGAUGUGCAAAGUAUUCCUCUGUUCUAAAUCUUCUUUGAAAAAAAAAAAAAAAAUGGUUCAACCAUUAGGCUGCUAUGACAGUGACAUGAUGCUGCCAAGGACACAUGGAGUAACUAUAGUUUUUACUGAGGCUCUUGAAGCUAAACGUAAGCUCUCACUCUUUAAAAAUGCACACAGAUACAUGUGGAGAGGAGGUGCCAAGACUAACAACAUUUGUAGAUUCCCAUCACACAUUUUAGAUUUUGUUUGUGAAUCAAAUAAAUUUGGGUAUUUGCUUUUGUGUUCUGUUAGACAUGUCAGCAUUAACGAUUAGUCGAAACCAUGAGAUAACUGCACGCUGUACAUACCCAGACAGCUCCUAUGAAUGGCAGCUGGGAUGCAGAGGUGCACAUCCUGAGAAGAACUGUUCUGUGGGUUUGGUGAAUUGAGACUGUAUCAGUGUUGUUGUGUCAGUACUUCUCAGUUCAGACCUGAUCUGCUCAGUAAUGACUUCUUAAAGUAUUGCCAGUGCCUGAAAUGUUUUGUAAUACUGGACUGGUUUCAUAGUAUUCCACUGGUGUUGUACCUCAUGUGGCUUUCUUGGAUCACAAAAGACUGUUAUGUUAAACACAAUGUGAACUUGAAGUUGUAUUCAGGGAUAUUUACAGUAUGAGCUUCAGUAAAAGUGUAACUGAUAACUGGUUUUAGUUAUCCGAGUACUGGAAGUUAAGGAGUCAUUGUUACUGUAGGCCGAGACGAUGAAGAAUUAAGAAAUAAAAAUAUUUUGUUGCAUGCUUUGUACUACAGAAUGCAUGAGAAUUAAAUCGGAAGUUUUGUCAGUUUCAAAUAAAUUCAUUUUGUAUGAA